Anolis carolinensis (green anole) is the source of this 3283-nucleotide messenger RNA. It is a transcript of the gene kmt5a, whose product is annotated as lysine methyltransferase 5A. Gene Ontology annotation, cellular component: nucleus; polytene chromosome. The record is from RefSeq and is a predicted model, not a curated record. Gene Ontology annotation, molecular function: histone H4K20 methyltransferase activity; transcription regulator activity; protein binding. Gene Ontology annotation, biological process: regulation of transcription by RNA polymerase II; regulation of DNA damage response, signal transduction by p53 class mediator. The transcript is spliced from 7 exons. The coding region runs from base 100 to 1329 and encodes 409 amino acids. Lineage: Eukaryota; Metazoa; Chordata; Lepidosauria; Squamata; Anolidae.
CGACGUCACAAUGGCGGCGGCGGCGGCGGCGGCGGUCGUCGUGGCGGCGAGGGCGAGGGCGGCGGGGCAGAGCGGACGGGCAGGGGCUCGAGGGCGGCCAUGAAGGCGAGCAGGGCCCCUCCGCGCCCCCGGCCGCCAGCCCCCGCCGCCCCGCCGGCUCCGGCCCUCCCGCCCGCGCCCCCCGCCGCCCCCAGCACAGCCCCCGACGCGCCCCUCUCUCUCCCCGCAGGAGCCGGAGGAGGAGGCGGCCGGAGGAGGAGGAAGAGGACGGGGAUGGUGCCCCGGGCCCCCCAAGGCAGCGCCCAGGAGCAGGCGGGCCAGGCAGCGCCAGGGCCGGAGCCAGCCCCAGCCCUCUCCGCCGCAGAGCCCGCCGCCGCCGAGAAGCCCUCGCGCGGGCCCGCCAAGCCCAGGCUCAACGGGGAGAACAUAUUUGCCUGUCAAUCGAAAAUCUAUACCUACAUGAGCCCUAACAAACCUCCCGUGACUCGACCUCCGCUUCAAGAGGAAAACUGUGCGACGCAUCAUGAAGCAAAAUGCCAGGGCAAAAUGAUGAAUGACGCUCGCAGAAAAGGAGACGGUAGACGAAACAUUGGUCGUGCCGUUGUGAAAUUCAAGUGUCCGGAAGUGGAGAGCAGCCAUGAAUCCCAGCCGUCUUCCUCCAAGCAAAAGCCAGAAACCGAAGAAGCUCCGCCGCUUCUGUCCUCCAAGUCCGCCGAUGCUGUGAAUGAGACACAAACUCCGAAAAAGGGAACCAAGGCAAAGCCUAGCCCCAGAAGAAAAGUCCAAGGGAAAACGCAACAGAACCGAAAGGUUACAGACUAUUAUCCUGUUAGAAGAAGCUCCCGGAAGAGCAAAAAGGAGUUGCAGAUUGAAGAGAAGAAGAAGAUUGACGAGUUAAUAGAAAGUGGGAAAGAAGACGGCAUGAAGAUCGACUUCAUUGAUGGCAAAGGGCGAGGUGUGAUUGCAACAAAGCCGUUUCAUCGGGGCGAUUUUGUGGUUGAAUAUCAUGGGGAUCUCAUUGAGAUCACGGACGCUAAGAAACGAGAAGCUACUUAUGCCCAAGACCCCUCGACAGGCUGCUACAUGUACUACUUUCAAUACCUAACUAAAACAUACUGUGUGGACGCCACAAAAGAAACCAAUCGUCUUGGGAGGCUGAUCAAUCACAGCAAAUGUGGCAACUGUCAGACAAAACUCCACGACAUCAACGGCGUCCCGCACCUCAUCUUGGUUGCCUCCCGCGACAUCAAAGCGGGCGAAGAACUCUUGUACGAUUACGGAGAUCGGAGCAAAGCGUCUCUGGAAGCGCACCCGUGGCUGAAACACUAGCCGUUCUUCCCCUCUCGAUGGGACUUCUUUUUCUUGAAAGCGGACUCGAUAGCCUUGUUUACAACUCUCGUGGUAAAUCACUUCCAAAUGUCUGCGCCUUCCUGAUGAUUUCAAGCGCCUGUUGCAGGCUCGCAUGUCUUUCCUUGAGCAGACCGAGAACCCGAUUCCCGAACGUUGCUGUUUGGUAGGUUGGCCUGGACUCCCGGCCCUUCUGUCCCUUGGCAUAGAGAGAGGUGGGUUUGUUAGGGCUUCCUGAUGAUGUCCGUUUGGGGAUUUUGCGGGAGAGAGUGUGGGCCACACUUUGGCUCCUUUGAGGAGCGGAGGGUGGAAAUAAUAACGCAAAUGGUUCUGGAAAGGGUGGGCGUUAAACAUCUCAAUGCAUUCUGUAAAUAUUGAGCUGGGAGGUGCUUGCUUCCAGAGCUUGGGAUUAUUUUUCUGGACUGCAGAUCCCAGAAUCUCCUGGCUCGCAUGCCUAGAUUGUUGGGGUUUCUGGGAGGCGUAGUCAGAAUCACAUUCUGCUGGCUUCCAUCGGGCUCUGGGGUAUUUGGAACCUUUCUGGUCUUUGUUCGGAUCAUCAGAAUUUGCAUUUGGACGUUUGGGCUUACUAUUCCGUGUGCAUCAAAUCCUUUAAAAGGCUGGAAAUGGGUCACUUCAAAGGUUGUAUUGGGUCAAAAGCUAUCUGGUUGGCCUGAUUUCUGCACUUCUUCCCUUGAAUCUGGGACCAGUGAGCUGAAAUUGGCCCCAAAUUUUGUGGAAUAAAGUUGCCCUAAAGCUCUAGGCCAUAAUGGGAAGAGGGAUUGUUGAGCGUUGAGACUCUUCUGCCUAUAAUCCCCGUGCUUCCACCAUUGUGUGAUGUUAGACCCAUAAGAACAUCCUCCGAAAUACAGACCCCAAUAAACGUGCCGGGUUUGAGGGAUGGAUAAUCAGCACAACAUUUGGUGUGAUUUCAGCUUGGGAUUCUUCCUUUGGGGGACUACAGCUCCCCAAAUCCCCCAAGCUCCUCCAGUGUUGCUUUCUUCUGGCAACUGCUUCCUUGGAUGGAGCUUGCUUUGUCUUGUGUGUGUGUGCUUCCAUCCUUUUUUUAUAAAAAAAAAAAAUGAGAAUCUGAGAUGUGAAUUCUGCUAUUGAAGUGGCUGGAUAUUUUUUACAAACGAUAAAUGGCAUUUGAUCUGUCUCGAAAUGUUAAGCUGGAACGUCGGAACGGUGCUUUUGUGGAUUUUUCUUCCUGCUCGCCAAUGGAAAAGAGGGCAACGGGUGGGGCGGAUAACGUGGAGUAAAAACACACAGGGCUUGGGAAGAAUAAGGCGCUUUUUAUAGAACCGGCGGCCGCCUUCGGAGGUGGCGCUUGUACAUAGGGUAUUUUUUAGAAACAAAAUUUUUAGGAGAAAACCAAGAUUAUUUAUUUACUCUGGCGGACGGAGCCACGCUGCAGGAUUCGUAACCUCCUCCCGCGCAUGAGUAGAAUUGAGAUGCGUCUUGCCUGAGAAAACAGGACUUUGUCUCCGUCAUCUUCCCUAAAAGUCUUCCCCAAGUAAGGUCAUCGUUUUCCAUUGAAGGCCUUGCUUUUAAUCCAUAGCAGAUGAAGGGAAUCCAGAAUAAGAGCAGUGGCUUGAGUCCUUGCUUCGGAUUGUUUUUUCCCCCCAAAGAUCAGAGAUUGGAAAUGUUCCUUCUUUGGACUACAACUCCCAGGAUGCUCACGAGUGGGAUUCUGGGACUUGUAGUCCAACAAAGGGAUGUGGGUGACUGCUCAAGGUCACUUUUCUACCUAAGGUUUGGAGAUUUUUUCCAAAGGUUCGGAGUCUUCCUGGGUGCAUGCUUGAGCAGCAAUGUGGGCAAAGCAAGCGGGAUACAGGGACAGAACUCAGUAAUGUAUUUUUCAAAGAAAAAUAAACCUUGAAGAGAGCAUUUCUGUGUACAAGAUAAUAAAUAAAAUGAGAUAUUUAUUAAACAUGAA